CUUUGAAUGAUAGAUAAUUGUAGAAAUAAUUAUUUACAAUAUGAUACAAUUAUUAAUCCAUGAUAAGAUAAGCUGUUUCACAUAUUUUAUUUUUGAUAACAGUGUCUGGAAACGACUUUUGGAAUAAUUAUUUCUCUCUGAAAUGGCUUCAAAUCAGAUAGAAAAAAUUGUUAAUUUAUACAAGAUCAUAGCCAAAAAUCCAUCUCUAAGUGGUGCAAGGAUUUUAGAAGCUGGCAAUAAUGGAAUAUCAAUUUUAAGUGGAUGGUCGCAAAGGAAUUUAGAAAGAAAAACAAAUCAAAAGUUUUAUCAAACUCAUGUUUUGAAUUCAGAACUUCAAGUACAGUCAGAAAGUUUUCCUAUUGAUGUUACAACAGAACUUCUCUCUGCUUUUACUGCAGAUGAACAGCGUAAAGCUGUGUUAAGACAAGCUACAGUGGAUAAUUCUACAAAACAAUUCAUUGAAAUUUGGGAUAAACAAAGACUUGUGAAGAAUUAUGACCUAGCUGCUUUGGAUGUACAUGGAGAUGUGUACACUGAUUCCGAAUUUUCUUCUUUUGAGUGGUCCCCAGACAACACAAAAGUAUUAUAUAUUGCUGAGAAAAAACUUCCAAAAUCAGAUCCAUUUUAUAAACAAAAACCUCUUAAUAAGAAAGAUAAAAAGGAAGAAGAUGAGGUAGCAGUGGGUAAUGAAUAUAUUUACAAGCCUCACUGGGGAGAACAAUUAGUAGGUAAACAUCGUUCGGUUGUCGUGGUUCUCGACACCACGACCGACGUAAUUUCAGCUCUCUCAGGUAUACCAGAUGAACUUUCACCUGGUCAAGUAAUAUGGACAGAAGAUAGCCAAGGAAUAGUUGGUGUAGCAUGGAGACAUGAACCAAGAUAUUUAGGUCUUAUUGCUUGUACCAAUAGACUUUCUUCGAUAUUUUUACUAAAAGAUGGACAGUACAAAAAAAUUUCUGAUCCUGGAUGUGCUGUACGUUGUCCGAGAUUUAGUCCCGAUGGAAAUUAUUUAAUUUGGUUAGAAAGAGAAGCUGGUGGCCCGCAUCAUAAUGCACACAGACUUAUGCGUCUUGAAUUUCGCUCUAAACCAACGCCUGAUGUACUUGUAGAUGUUGUACAUAAAAGUAUACCCAUUAAAAAUGCUAAACAUUUCUAUGGUUUGUACGGUCGCUUACCACGUCGCUGUUGGAGUAAUAAUUCACAAUAUAUAUUUUUAACUACACCUCAACAAAAUAAUUCACUUUCUUACAUUGUCGAUACAAAAACGAAAACUAUCACCGAAAUUGUAAAUGAUAAGAGUAGUCUUACCAUUUUGGACGUAAAAGAUGAUAUUAUCGCAUUUUUGGAAACAUCCAUUAUAGAACCUGCGUUCUUGACAGUAGGGAAGUUUAAUUUAGAAGCAGUUAAUAACGGUACCAUAAAAAGGCAUGAAGUAUCAGCUAUCACGAAGAUUCUUACUUCUGAUAAUUUCAUGUAUGAACCGUCCGAAUAUGACUAUGAUAAUGAUAAUGAAAUUAAGCAUUUUAACUACAUUUACUUUGGGCCAAAAAAUGGGGAAGACAAAUCUGUACCUUUUGUAAUUGUUCCCCAUGGUGGACCUCAUUCUAAUUAUGCGAAUGCAUUUACACUCGAUUAUGUUUUGUUUGUAUUAUCAGGCUUGGCAGUGGUGCAAGUUAACUAUCGUGGCUCUACGGGAAUGGGUGCAAAGAACGUUGAAUAUCUUCAAGGAAGAGUUGGGGAUGUUGAUGUGAAAGAUUGUGUGACUGCCACACAAGAGGCUUUAAAGAAGUAUCCAUGGUUGAAUCCAAAACAAAUAGGAAUUAGUGGGGGUUCACAUGGUGGAUUUUUAGCAGCUCAAUUGAGUGCCCAGUAUCCAGAUUUAUACAAAGCUAUUGUUGCAAGGAAUCCAGUAAUCGACAUCGCUGCCAUGUUCACUAUAUCAGAUAUUCCAGACUGUCGCAAUGCCCUGAGUAAGGAAGAGAAAAUUAAGUACCACCAUGAUGUGUGUGCCGCUGUAGUCGGUUACUUUUUCGACGAGUGUUUACCAUUAUCGGAAUUGGAUCAAGUUGAGAUGCUUGUUAAAAUGUUUCGAAGUUCUCCAAUUAUUCAUGUUAAUAAGGUUAAAGCUCCAACUUUAUUAUGCAUUGGAUCGAAUGAUUUACGUGUACCUGCCUCUCAGGGAAAGUUGUGGUAUCAACGUCUUAAAGCAAACAACGUAAAAACAAAGAUGCUACUUUACGAGGAUAAUCAUCCUUUAGCAUCAGGACCAGUUGAAAUUGAUAAUGUUAUUAAUGCUUGUUUGUGGUUACACGAACAUCUCUCAGAGAAAAAAGUUGAAGAUUCAGGUUUACAGAAGUAAUAAUAAGUACGGUAAAUAUUAUAAUCAUUUCAAUAUUUUUUAAUAAUUUUAUUAUGAGAAAUGUAAUGUUUAUACUGUCAUCGUGUAUACAUUUAUAACAAAUAAAUUUUCAAAAUAUACACAUGUC
Messenger RNA from Osmia bicornis bicornis, 2486 nucleotides. Its product is annotated as acylamino-acid-releasing enzyme-like. Gene Ontology annotation, molecular function: serine-type endopeptidase activity. The transcript is spliced from 15 exons. Gene Ontology annotation, biological process: proteolysis. Lineage: Eukaryota; Metazoa; Arthropoda; Insecta; Hymenoptera; Megachilidae. Bases 143 to 2359 code for a protein of 738 amino acids. The record is from RefSeq and is a predicted model, not a curated record.